AGGAUCAAGCGCCGCUGGAUCAGCCGUCCAUUCAAUACUUGCUAUUCAACUGCCGAGGGCGGUGAGCGACGGAUAUUUUUGGGGCCCACAGUGGAGAUGAUCGGUGAUCGCAGUGUCUGGGUCACCGAGGCUGUGUUCCCUGUCUGCAAUUUCGGGCAAGCCUAGGGGCCCAAGCGGAAAAGGUAAGCCGACUCCGUCGGCGGCGGCGGCGAUCAUGGCCGCGCAGAGGGAGAAGUCCGCGGCCGUGGCGGUCGCCCCAGCACACGGCGCUGCGGUUUCGGGGUCUCCUUCUCCUUCUUCCUCAUCCGGAGGCCCGGCAGUGUCGGCGUCCUCGUCGGGAGACCGGUGGUGCGCCGCGAUCGGUAACCUUGGGGAGCUCGGCGCCAACGUGGACGCGCUGCAGAAGCUGCUCGGGCGGAAAGCCGUCUUCGUAGACGAUGACAUCUUCUCCAAGGCCUCCCUCGCCGCCGACCAGGCCCGCACCAUUAAGGUCCCUUCUCAAAUUCUUCAGCAUCGAACCAUUGAACGAGGUGGAGAAUCCGUUGAACAAGUAAAGGUGCUCUGGUCAGGAACUGAUGCAUCGUUGUCUACUUGGGAAGAUGCUGCAGCCCUGUGUUCCAGGUUUCCAGCAGCUCCAGCUUGGGGGCAAGCUUCUGCUCAAGUCCGGGGGAAUGUGAGGAUCCAGAACCAGCAGGGAGGAAUGACGACGCAAGAAGGUGGCGGGGAACGGCGAAGCGCAUGGAAGAAAUAUUUGAAUAGCAAAGUGUUUGGGCCACAAUGGGCCGUGUGAUUGUAAUAAGCCCGUGUAUGGAGCUGAUACUUGUGCCGUGCGUAUAAAACGCUAAGAACGAAAAGGCUGAAAGCAGAAAAUGAGAAAUAACAGAAUCGUUCCCCUGCCUGCCAUUCUGACCUUCUUCCCUGAUUCCUCCGAUUCUUUCCCACUCAAUUCCUCUAUCAGUCCAUUUGCUGACAUUGUAUCAACGGAUCAGACCAUAUCAGCUCCCUAUCGUUGUCGCCCCUUCUCUAUGCUCGUCAUCCGGGUUAUUGUAUCAACCGAUGCCGCCUCCUGAAGGGCGUAGAUUCGGUCCCCUGUACUUCAAAUGUGGAAUUCACUACUCAAAAAGCAAGAGGGGUGUGAUUUUGAGUGCUUGGAUGAUUCAGUUUAGUGCGACUUGUGUCUCUUUGGGCCUUUGGCAUAGGCUGGUAGAGCUAGGCUACUCCGGUUCGGCGUGAGUGACAUGGAAUUAGUUGACCUUUCAUGUAACGGAAAAAUUGAUUGGUACAGACCGGAAUUCAAAAGUGAUGGGUGAACUAGAAUGCAAAAGAUUGUACUUUGUGUUCCAUUUUCACGAACCGGAUUCCCUGUUUUUUUUUCUCCUUGCUGUAAGAGAAUGUGAUAGAUAUGAUAGGUGAUACUUCCUCCGUUCUUUUUUAUUUGUCGCGUUUUAGUUAAAAAAUGAAUUAGCCGGCGACAAAUAUUCGAGAACGGAGAUAGUACAUCCAAAGGCGAGGUGGCUGUUUUACUGCAAUAGAGUUAAACCUUUAAUGUAAAGAUAAAUUGAUGUAAAAAUUGAGCAGCUUGGACCUAAAUUAUUGAUCUACUGACUUAAGGAUUUAUUACAAAAGGUCAGAGGUGAAUUUAUGUGAUGUGCUUGUGCAUACCAAUUUAUGUUCUCUCAAAAUUUGUUCCUUCAGAUCUCCCAUAUUUUUGUCAAUUUGGAAAUAUAGAAGAGAUAAUAAUCUAAUGCUCACAAACAGAAGUUCAUAUUAUGCUUCUAAGAGUUAUUAUGUUUUAAUUUUGUACUCCUAGGUUAUAAUAUGUUUUAUCUUGUGUUUUUUUACCACUUAUUGCUUGGACCAUGUAACUCUCUAGCUUAAGGUCAUGUUUGGAAGCAACCCAGUUUUUAAGAAAUCAGUUUUUAGUUUUUUUAGCCAGGAGAGGCUAGCUUCUUAGUUUUUAAGAAACUAUAAAUCUAAUUUGUAUAAACUAGUAUGUUUGGAACCACCUCAGUUUUUAUAAACCAGUUUCUUAAAUUCUGGGUGGUUCCAAAGAGGCCCUAAUUAGCUCAUAAUGAUUUAGUUUCAAGUCAUUUAACACAAAAAUCUCAAGACAUGUAUUUAGUUGACUUUGUUGUAAAAUUGUAUUUCUUACUUGAGUUCAAAUAAAGUUAGUUUAUUUAGAUUGCAGAAACUUUCACACGUUGGGAUCUCUAGAGCAAUUAAUAAUAAGUCGAUGAAUAAACUUUAAAGUUCUUAUCAUUUAGUGUAUAUGUGACAAUUAACUGUUGUAUGCUAGUAAUGUAUUUUUGUGGUAUGGUAAUUAUUAGAAACAAUGUAGAUGACACAACCAAAGAAGACCAAAACAUGUUGCUUCCUUGAUUUGCAUGCAGUGAUCUGGUUUGACAAGUGUAACCAGAGGAACUACAUAAAUGCUAAUGUGGUUGACCCUUUGACUCUGUUACGAUACAAUUUGUUCUUGAUGGGGAAAUAGCCAAAUAGACCAUCAUGUCUUCCAAGUUAACCAUUAUCCCCUAAAUCAUUUGAACAAGUUUAUUCUUGUUUCUGU
Messenger RNA from Zea mays, 2566 nucleotides. RefSeq lists its product as uncharacterized. The record is from RefSeq and is a predicted model, not a curated record. The coding region runs from base 215 to 790 and encodes 191 amino acids. The transcript has 2 exons. Lineage: Eukaryota; Viridiplantae; Streptophyta; Magnoliopsida; Poales; Poaceae.